AUGCCUGGGCUUGGUAAGACCACGUUAGCCAAUAAAGUUUAUAUUGCUGAUUCAGUUAUGUCACAUUUCCAUGUGCGUGGCUGGUGUUGUGUCUCUCAAAUGUAUAGCAGGCAUAGUUUGUUAGUUCAACUUUUGCGUAGUAUUUCUUCUGAGAGUCUUGACAAAUAUCUUAAGAAGGACGAAAAUGAUUUGGCUGAGAAUCUAAGGCGGGUUUUGCUGAGAAGAAGGUAUCUCCUUGUUUUGGAUGACUUGUGGGACGUUGAGGCAUGGAAUUUGUUGGAAAAAUCAUUGGCGAAUGAUGCCAAUGGAAGCAAGAUUCUCUUCACCAGUAGAUUUCAAAAUUUGUCUUCGCAAUUCAAACCUGAUAGCAACCCUUACCAUCUCCGCCCACUUACUGACGAAGAGAGCUGGACAUUGUUGCAGAAAAAGCUAUUUGACAAAGAAGGUUGUCCUCCAACACUAAGUGAAGUUGGAUUUCAAAUAGCAAAAACUUGUAGGGGCUUACCCCUCACAAUUGUCCUUGUUGCUGGAAUUCUUGCUACAACUGCACAAGAUGGAUGGGAAGAAGUUGCAAAAUGUCUAAGAUCUAUUGUUCUUAACAAUAAAGACUGCAAGAAGGCACUUGAACUGAGUUACAGUUAUUUACCGGAUUAUUUGAAGCCAUGCCUUCUAUACUUUGCUGCAUUUCAAGAAGAUAAGGUUAUUAAUGUGCGAAGGUUGUUAUGGCUUUGGAUCGCUGAAGGAUUGGUGCAACAAACUAAAGGAAAGAGCUUAGAGGAAUCGGCUUAUGACUACUUGAUGGCUCUAAUUAGUAGAAGAUUAGUUGUGGUUACCAAACAAAGAACUAUGUGUGGUGCCAAAGACUGCCAACUUCAUGAUUUGGUACACGAGUAUUGUGUGGAAAAAGCAAAAGAAGAAAGUUUUCUAUGUGUUAUUCAUAGUUCAAAAGACCCUUUCAGUCUUGCUGGACCAACCAACCACCACCGAGUUCGUGCUCACAAUAUCGGGGAAUUAAAGAUUUGGGAGUUAAUGCUAAUUUUUCCCAAUUUACGCAGUUUGCUCUUGUCCAGACCUGAUGGUGGUUGUUAUCCAACGAGCAAGGAGGAGCUGGGGAUUAAACUUCUUAGAGUGCUGGAUUUGGGGAAUUGUAUUUAUGUACCAAUGGAAGUGGUGUCGCUUGUUCACUUGAGAUACCUGGUGCUCCGUGGAUUAGGCUCCACCAUCCCAUCUGCGAUAGACAACCUCUCAAGGUUAGAAACUCUUAUCGUAGAAAACCCGUUUGGUCUAAUUAAGCUGCCAAAUACUAUUUGGAACCUUAAGAGAUUGAGUUAUCUACAUUUUGCAGGGUGGCCAAAUGGUUUUAUCUUUCCGGCUGAAAAUCUUGAAGUAUAA
Molecule: messenger RNA, 1392 nt
Organism: Coffea eugenioides
Lineage: Eukaryota; Viridiplantae; Streptophyta; Magnoliopsida; Gentianales; Rubiaceae
Product: putative late blight resistance protein homolog R1B-16
Exons: 1
Coding region: 1-1392 (463 amino acids)
Biological process (GO): defense response to other organism
Molecular function (GO): ADP binding
Source: RefSeq, a predicted model, not a curated record